Lodderomyces parapsilosis is the source of this 3462-nucleotide messenger RNA. RefSeq names its product poly(A)-specific ribonuclease. Lineage: Eukaryota; Fungi; Ascomycota; Pichiomycetes; Serinales; Debaryomycetaceae. Gene Ontology annotation, cellular component: PAN complex; P-body. The record is from RefSeq and is a predicted model, not a curated record. Gene Ontology annotation, molecular function: protein binding; poly(A)-specific ribonuclease activity; nucleic acid binding. Gene Ontology annotation, biological process: mRNA processing; nuclear-transcribed mRNA poly(A) tail shortening. The transcript has a single exon. Bases 1 to 3462 code for a protein of 1153 amino acids.
AUGGACGGAUGGAGCGAAGUAGCGAAUAUACCAAUACUCAAUACCCCCAACAAUGGCUUUCACAGUGAUUCACAGCCAAUCAUCACUACCACCAAGUUUGACACGGUCCAAAAUUUAAUUUGGUGCGGUGAUUCCCUUGGGUAUUUACAAUCAGUUACACUUGGUCAACCUACAUCACCAUUUCAUACUCAAUUGUAUCCAUAUACUAAAUUCCAAACAAGUUCUGUAAACCAACCAAUACUGCAAAUCUUGUCCCACAAGGAUGGAAUUUUAUCUUUGCUGCGAGACCAACUUGUAUUCAAUAAUCGACGAGGACUUCCCAAAGCUGGCUUUGAUGGGGGCUCGUUUGGCGAGAGUAAAGAUGACUUUGUGAACCUAAACUCAAUGACAUUCAAUGGGAAUUCAUCUAGCGAGAUUGCUGUGGGUACCGAUUCUGGGUUGUUAAAAUUUGAUAUGAGUAAGCCUACGGUGUUGGAUAAACUUGACUAUGAUGGGAAAGUGAGUCUCAUCAAUAGUACACCAAAGUAUCUUACUGUUGGAGGAGGCAACGGAUCACUUAAUUUAUUUGAUCCAAUCUCUAAUUCAUCUUUGAAGACUUUUGAGGCACAUAAUGGUGCAAUUACAGGAUUGGACAUCAAGGGAAACUAUAUUGCUACAUGUGGCUCAUCAUUAAGACCAAGAAGACACUUCUUUAGUCAAACUUCGUCAGACUACAUUAUUGACCCAUUGGUGAAUAUCUACGAUAUCCGAACCAUGCGUGCAGUUGCUCCAGUGGCUUUCCCUGCGGGUGCAUCGUCAGUAAGAUUCCACCCCAAGUUGCCAAAUAUUGUUAUUGUGGCAUCAAUUCACGGCCAUCUCCAUUUUAUUGAUCUUUUUGAUCAGACUAAUGUACAUAUGUACCAUGCAGAAGUUGAGACAGCAAUUCCACCACAAUCACCCAAUUCGAGGAUCCCCAAACUAUGUGAUUUGCACAUUAGUGACUCGGGCGAUCUUCUCAUGUUCAACGAUGGCAUUUCGAACUUACAUUUAUGGUCAAUGACCUACUUGGGAGGUAUGAGCAAAGAUAUUGUCAACUUCCCACAAAGUAUUGAGCGCCCUGAUAUCAUUAACCAAAAUGAUGGAUUUAUUAGUAUCGAUGAAAAUGUACCGUUGUCCUCAGUGGGGAUGCCAUAUUACAAGGAACUGCUUUUAUCUAAUUGGCCGAUUGACAUGAAAUUUGUUAAAGAGACGGCGAAAAUGCCAGAACGUAUCGAUGAAGAACUUCUCGCAAUAAGCGAACAACAUCCGCAUCAAUUUUUCAAAUAUGAUUCACUCAGAUUUGGUCCCGGAAAUAUCGAACAGCCAUAUUAUUCAUUAAACAACGUCAAGGAUACUCAAAUACCCAAGUUUUUAAGUGAACAGAAUGACGUUAAGGAUUCUCAUAAACUAACACCACUUGAUGAUACAUUCUUCCAAGCUGAAUCCGAUCUGAAGAUCCCCAAAUGCUACUCGCGUUUGCAAAUUCAGUAUUCGAAAUUUGGGGUUAAAGAUUUUGAUUUUGGGUACUACAAUCGCACCGAAAACUAUUGUGGAUUAGAAAAUCAUAGUGAUAACUCGUAUAUCAAUUCCUUGCUACAGGUUUAUCGUUUCCAGUCAUUGUUUUAUAACCAAGUUGUUAAUACAUUAAACAGCGAAUGGCUUCCUAAUGAUGCCAAGACUAUCAUUGAUGAAGAUAACCCACAAGGAUCAUCUAUAUUGAAUGAGUUGGGGUACUUGUUCGAUAUGAUGUACAAGGCGAAAUCACGCAACGUCAAGACUUUGAAUUUCAGUUCGGUGAUGAACCAUGAUGAGCAUGCCAAGGGCCUUGUCAAUUUGAAUGAGCAGAUGAAUUUGAAUGCUCAUGAAGUUAGAGAGUUGAUCAUAUCAUUCAAUAAUUAUCUCUUGACUCGAUUAGAUCACGAUUUCAAACGUCAACAUUCCUCAAAUUUCAACAUCACUGAAUUGAAAUAUCAAAUCGAAAUCAAGGGAAACGGAGAAUCUUGCCCCAUUUAUGAUAAACAGUCGGGGUCUCUAUUUUCAUUGGAGCUUAUCACCCCACCUAGUAACAUGUUAAAUAAAAUGAGCAUUUUGGUGAGCCCUCAUUCAAACAAGUCACAAAAGCUGCAGCAAAGUGAGCACCAACAUGAUAUCAAUAUUUUCAACAUUCGCAAAAAUGUAAACAUAUUGACCUAUUUGGAUUAUUCAACAAAUCAAUUCAAGACUAUACCAUGCCAACAACAUCAACACUCGUAUCCACAUUCAUUAGAAAUUAGAACUGGUAUAACUCACCUUCCACCAGUACUUGUUCUCAAUGUCAAUCUAACUAAUGAAGAAUUCAAAAUCAUAAAUAAUUUGAAGCAAUGGCUUGUACCAGAAUUUUAUGCUGUCAAGUCUGGUGGUAAUACCGCAUUAAAUUUCAAACCGACAAUGCCAGUGUCUAGUUCGUACACGAAAUAUGAGUUGUUGGGAUACGUGUGCGAAAUCAGUCAUCAAAAUGACUUAUCAAGAACUGGGGCUCAUAAUUUAGUGUCAUUUGUUAAAGUCAAAAAUGAAUGGAUUUUUUUUAAUGAUUAUUUGGUGACUCCAAUACCAAAAGAAGAAGUGUUCAAUUUGAAUUCAUCUUGGAAAAAACCAGUGAUUGUCAUUUACCAAGAAUCAACUAUGCCAGGAUUUGAAUACAUGAAGAGCUUCACAGGCAACGAUUCCAUCUUGUAUCGUGAUCAUUUUGCUGGUGCCAUUAGAGAAUCAUACAAAAAGGAGUAUAAGCUCCUAACUCGACAGGAAGCACCAACUGUUGGAACCAUGGUCGCCAUUGACGCCGAAUUUGUUACCAUGAAGCCGGAACAAUUGGAAAUCAGCUUGAAUGGAGCAAAGAAGCUAAUUAAACCACGAGAAUUAUCUCUUGCUAGAGUCUCAGUUUUACGUGGAGAUAACAACAGUCCGCGUUACGGCGAAGCAUUUAUUGACGAUUACAUUGUCCAUACAGAACCCAUUUAUGACUACACCACCAAUUUCAGUGGUAUUGAACAAGAUGAUUUAAAUUUUUACAAAUCCUCGAAAAACUUGGUUACUUUACAAACUGCAUAUCGUAAGCUAUGGCUUCUUUUAAACUUGGGAGUCAUUUUCAUUGGUCAUGGACUUUACACCGAUUUUCGUACCAUCAACUUGCAAGUACCACAACGUCAAAUUAGAGAUACUGCUGAUUUAUAUUACAAGCCCGAUAUGAAGCGUCAAUUGAGUCUCAAGUUUUUGGCGUAUGUGAUGUUGAAACAGGAUGUGCAAACAGGUAAUCACGAUUCUAUUGAAGAUGCAAGGACGGCGUUGUUGUUAUAUAAACGGUAUGUUGAGUUGCUGCUGAAGGGAGAGUUUGAAUUCAUGUUGAAUCAUGUUUAUGCACAGGGAAACAAGUUGAGAUUUAGAGUACCAGAGAAAAUAAACGUUUAA